Messenger RNA from Epinephelus lanceolatus (giant grouper), 3042 nucleotides. It is a transcript of the gene chchd1, whose product is annotated as coiled-coil-helix-coiled-coil-helix domain containing 1. The record is from RefSeq and is a predicted model, not a curated record. Gene Ontology annotation, molecular function: RNA binding. NCBI's taxonomy places the organism in Eukaryota, Metazoa, Chordata, Actinopteri, Perciformes, Serranidae. Gene Ontology annotation, cellular component: mitochondrion; nucleoplasm; mitochondrial ribosome. Gene Ontology annotation, biological process: mitochondrial translation.
ACGACAAUGCAUCAUACGGCAAAACAUGGCGCUGCGCAGAGCUUAGUGAAGGAAUGAGACAACUGACAGGCGUUAAAGGCAAGACAGUUCGCUUUCUUUCUCUGCUUUGAGGUCCAUACAGCAGCUCUCCGCUUAGCUAAGACUCGAUUAACAGUUAGAGAGUAACAGCACAGUGUGAAGUGAAGCGAAAUGGCGGCGCAGGGAGGCAUCGUGUUCCAGCAGAAGGUCAGCAAGCUGCUAAGCAGACACGAAGGGAAGAAACCAGUCCUGAAACCCAACAGAGCUCUGUCUCUGAAAGAUGCUGUAGCUAAUCGCAAACCCAACAAAGGAGAGGCCACCUGUAUCACAGAGAUGUCCGUCCUGAUGGCCUGUUGGAAGCAAAACAACUUUGUGGACAGUCUGUGCUAUAAUGAGAUGAACACCUUCUUCACCUGUGUCAAGACAGCUCGGGCUGCUAUGAAGAAUAAAUCUGACCAGACCAGCCUUCAGGGUGGACGAUUGCACCCAAAACAAGCCACAACCCUGCUGAAGAGAUUUCCCAACCUGCGCACUGAGAUCUAGGAAUAAAACCUCAUAAUGCAUAACCUAGACAGACUUGAAAUGUGUAGGUUAAACAGAGACAUUGGGCUGAGUUCUGAACUGGAUUUAAUCAUGUGAAGGUGUUGUCUAGAAUUGCCAGCUAUUGUAUGAUUCAACAAUGGGAUACCAUACACAUGUUUUACAUAAAUAAAGGACGGAGCCAGAGAUGGGACCAAAUCAUUGUUUUGCAAGUCACAAGUAAAUCUCAUAAUGUGCUGUUCAUCAAAUCUAAUAUAAUUUUAACAUCAGAUUAAUAAGCCAUUAAAUUUACAAAAAAUCAUUAAUUCUUUUAAAUUUUGUAUUAAUUUGUUAAAACAAGUUUGUUGGAAGGUUUAGGGUCUCUGUCUAUAAUUGUCGAUACACACGUUUUACAUACUGCAGUUUGUUAGUAUCAUUUUUUCAAACUGGCACUCAGUACCAUAACAUUAGUUCUUCAUUAUGAUUGGAUUCUGUCAGAUUGGUUCAAACAAAGUGAAUCUGGAGAAUAAAGUAUCAACCUACUGAGAAGGAAUAAUGUUAAUGCUAGAUGAUUCAGGAAUUAAACUGUUUGAAAAACAUACUUUCUGAUCUUUGGGCUUGGGGGAAGGUAUUAAGUUCUUUCAAAUCAAAAGGCUCGAGUCCAAGUGAAGUCAUGAGUCACUGGUGAUGAAGUCCAACUCAAGUUGCAAGUCUUUUUUGAUUUUGUCAAGUCGAGUCUAAAGUCAUCAAAUUCGUGACUGGAGUCUGACUUAAGUCCAAGUCAUAUGACUCGCAUCAGAGUCAUGUGACUCAAGUCCAUGCCUCUGGAAGGAGCAGAGCACUGAAAAGGGUGAUUUCCAACACAAACACACUGCAUGACUCCUUCAACGUGUAAGAUUAUCCAAUCAUUUCACAUUGCUGACCAAUGUUCUGUAUUUGCUCAGUCUGUAUUCACAACACACUGCAUUUUAUGUUUUAAAUUAUAAUAAGAUUUUCUCCUCAUGUCCACAGUUGGCUCUGAUGAACACGAUGCCAUUAUGUCUCAAUCUAAUUUAGCAGAGUGGUCUCAUUGAGUGCUGUGAUGUUAUUAUUGGAUGUGAUAGAAUUAUUAUUCUUGGGUUUCAUGGCUACUGGCUGGGAGCUUAACAAUAUCACUGUACUCUUAAAUGCCUUGUCAUUCCUGUGGAAGCUGAGAUUGGUGGUUAACAGAUACUGAAAUCAGCCUAUCAAACAGAUUACCAGUAAGCAAAGCUCAGUGUGGUUGAUAUAUUUAUUCCUGAAUGAAUUAAAAACAGUUUUUUUCCAAUCAGUUCUUUUUGCUGUCUUGAACCAUGCCCAGUUCUGUAAUGUGUUCAUAGUAUAAAGUGAAUGAAAUAGAGGAGCUGCUAGUGGCUGGAAAACAAACUAAUCAGUUAGAAUGGUGAGCUCCUGAAACAAAAGUACUAAAUCCAUGGAAACACAUUUAGUGUUCUCGUUGUGAAGUCUGGUUGACAGUGACAUUGAAAAGUGACAGUUUGAUUGAUGUACCUGUUCUUGCAUGUCCUGUAUCAUUUCACAUUGUACAAACAAAAAGCACAUUGAUUGUAGAGUGUUCCAGGGAUGAGGGUUUUUAUAGGCUGAUGUGGAAGUUGGCAUCGCCCUGGCUCACUCAUCAAAAAGCCUAUAGGAUUUUUUGGUUUAUUGCAGAAAACAAGCUCUGUGGCACGAAGUUUAUUAUACUGAGAUGUUUUGUUCAGCAAGAUAAUCUUCACAGAUCAACACCAGUUUUAUAAUUUUUGAAAACGUAAAUGCAUUCAGCAUAAGUAAAAAACUAAUGUUAGACAUUAAAGAACUUCGUCGUUCUACCACAACGAGGCUGUAAAGCCGUGUUUGGAGUGUGGAUGAUCUGUAGUUUCAUUUAGCCAUUUGUUAGCAACUGUCUUUUUUUAGGAGCCCUAAAAGCUUCAAAAUUCACAGUGGGGUAUUUACUGACAUAUUUUAUGUUGUAGAACAAAAUGUGAAAGUCUCCUUAGUUUGUGUUAACCACAGACCUUAUUUCAGACAUCUAACCAAAAAGUCAUUCAAAAUCCCAUUGACUUUAAGACAAGAGAACCGGUGCUAAAAUGCCAACUCAUUUCUGGGUUGUUGGAUUAUUUCCUGGAGCACUCUAUUUGUACCCUUACAGUGAAGAAUUAAUACAGUUUACCACAACGUGAAUGCAGCAGGUAUGUGGUAUGGAAUUGGGAAACAACCUGUUCUGUCUUUCGUUCAGCAUCUGACUUGAUGUGUCCUCAACAUGCUCUAAAUUGGUGCUCCAACCUCACAUACUAUAGUAGCCGUUUCAACAUUUCAAAGUUCCUAGGCCACUCAGUCUGCAAGGUGUCUCAGUUUUGACUUUUGACUUCUGUGAAGAUCCACACUACUCACACGAAGCAGGGAAAAAGUUGAGCGAGGUUUAUUGAGAAUAUAGAAAAGAAAACAAAACGGCUGGCCAAGUCCUUACAAAAUUAAAUCUUGUACUGUCCA